UCCGCCUAUACCUACCUCUGCACCGUCUUCCCAUCCAGUCGAUAGAAAAGCACAGUGUCACGACCCGGCUGCGAGCGAUUUACUGCGGUGACCCUUUUAUGCUCCUUUGCCUUCCUUGCAUUACCAGACACAGAAGAAUAAACAAGAUGAGUGGAGAACAUACCGGUUUCUUCUACGGGGUUUUGAUGGUCCCGGAGAUUUUCUAUAGCAUAUGCUAUGGCACCAAGAACCCUCCCGAAGCGAUCCGCAAGCUGCACACCUUUACCCCGGCCGUGCUUCAUGACCAUGGCCGUCAUCGCGUCAAGUCCGCAGACUACCCUGCAGUGAUUCCCGAGAAGGGUCACCGCGUAGACGGCAUCUACGCCACUGGCUUGACCGACGCCAACCUAGAGAAGCUGGACUUUUUUGAGGGCUCGGAGUAUGAUCGCGUCACCGCCCAAGUCGAGGUUCAGGACGCUUCCAGCGGCAAGGAGACCGUGUAUACGUCCAAGCCUGCCUCCGUUUAUAUUUUCCUCCGUACGGAGGUGGUGGAACAGCGCGAAUGGGACUUUGAGGAGUUCUGCCGUGAAAAGAUGAGACUUUGGACGAGGAAUGGCUUCUCCUUCGAGGAUGUUGCCGAAGACUACGCCGUGAAGGCGGCCGCUUAAACGCUCCGAGGCCAGGCUCCGUGCACCCGGCAGUGUCGGCUCUGUUGCUGCCGCUAGCCAGCUGAUCGGCACGGGCGCCGUUAUUUCUGUCUGUCUGUUCUGUCUGUGCUUGACCACCAUGCGAACAAUCAACAGCCCGUUUGGCAUUUGCCCCGGCGGGGCCGUCAGCGGGUAUUUAUAGCUAUAGAAAGAUGCGAAGUAUAGAAACUGUUUUGCCUGCCAGC
Molecule: messenger RNA, 871 nt
Organism: Purpureocillium takamizusanense
Lineage: Eukaryota; Fungi; Ascomycota; Sordariomycetes; Hypocreales; Ophiocordycipitaceae
Exons: 4
Coding region: 99-647 (182 amino acids)
Source: RefSeq, a predicted model, not a curated record